Molecule: messenger RNA, 3004 nt
Organism: Saccostrea cuccullata (small rock oyster)
Lineage: Eukaryota; Metazoa; Mollusca; Bivalvia; Ostreida; Ostreidae
Product: cyclic GMP-AMP synthase-like
Exons: 5
Coding region: 249-2138 (629 amino acids)
Source: RefSeq, a predicted model, not a curated record
AAAUUAGUGCUUCUCGACCAAGGAUUUGGUUUAAUUGGCCACACCACGGUGUACUGAACUUAACAUUAUGUAUUCGAACUUGUAGGAGACAAAAUGCAAGCUAGACUAUAAUAUGAUUAUGAGUACAGAGUCUUCUUUUAAGAAAAAUUAAUGUCAUUUAAGACCAUUUCAAGGUACGAUAAAUACAUGAUAUUCAGGUGUCUGUCAAAAUUGUAGCCAUCUUGUUGUAUUUUCAGAGGGAUAGAACCAUGUCUCUUAAAUGUGAUAUAUGCAGGGAGGAUUUCAAAAAUGCACACGGGUUGAGUAUACAUAAGUCAAAAAUGCAUCCACCCCUAACCUGUGGAAUAUGUCAGAAAAACGAUUUUAAAAAUGAACAUGGUCUUAGCAUUCAUAUGACAAAAAUGCAUCAGGAUAAGGAAAGUGAGCUUUAUACAAGAAAAACUUCCCAGCAUGACAUUCAUCAUAGAAAAGAUGGUGGUCGACAAAGGCCAUCUACUGCAUGUGGCCACAGAAAAGAUGGACACCCAGGAAGAAAUCCACCUACAGCCGCCCAUAAUCCACAUAGCCGCAGCGCUGUAAAUGCAAAAAGCAAAUCUUACAGUGGACCUCCAAGAGAACAUAAAGGUGCCACAGGAACACGGCCAAAAUCAGUGCCACCUAAAUUUGUAGAAAGUCAUAAAAUAGAUCCUCAUUCGCCAGGAAAGAGGCAAGUUAUUAAGGAGGCUGCUAAGAUUGUACAUGUACAGGCUUCCCCGGAAACUUUAACCAAAUCUCAAGAGAAAACCGGGGGGCGAAGUAAACCAAAGGAACCGUCGGCUACCGAGAGGUCACCUUCAUCAAUGUCAAGUGAGAAGAAUCAAUUGUAUUGUAAAAGUGCUACAGGAACAUGGCCAAAAUCAGUGCCACCUAAAUUUAUAGAAAAUCAUAAAAGGGAUACUUAUUCGCCAGAAAAGAAGCAAGUUAUUAAGGAGGCUGCUAAAAUGGUACAUGCUUCCCCUGAAACUUUAACCAAACUUCCAGAGAAAACAGGGGGGCGAAGUAAACCAAAGGAACCGUCACCCACUGAGAGGUCACCUUCGUCACUGUCAAAUUCGACACUGUCAUGUCUUGCUUCAGAUAAAAGCAAACUUCUUACAAUUCUAAAAGCAGGCAUUAUAUGCCCUAAAGAGGACAGUAAAUUAAGGGUGGAUAGAGUUAACCUAUUUGUUCAGCAUUUAGAAGAAACGAUGGCCGGGGUGUCGGAUUUUCCAUUGGAAUUGUUUAAAUCUGGAUCUUACUACGACAAAACUAAGAUUGAUUAUGCAGAUGAGUUCGAUUUUAUGUUUUACCCGAAGGCCACCUUUGAAGCUGACUUUUCAAAUUGUCCGCCAGGAUACUGUAAAAUUAAGAAAGGUCGAACGACUAUUCAGGACUUCGACAACAUGUUUACUAAAAAUGGUUAUCUUAUUCCGGAACGUUUUAAAGAGAAGAUGUUUCAAAUUUUUAAGAAGUGUAUUGAAAAUCCUGGCUUCCGAGAGGGAAGAAGAACAAAGAGAAAGCUGCGGAAUCCUGAGAGUCCCGCCUUCACUGUUUUCUAUGAUCUACAACUCCAGGGUAAGCCUCCAAUCGACAUUGAUCUAGUUCCCGCCAUUAGACUGGACGGAUGGCCCUCCACUUUUAAAAGACCGAGCGCAAAAUGGCUCAGCGAGGACCAUGCUAAGAAGGCCAUGAAAUGUUUCCACGCCGUCACGAAGACGUUCCCAGGAAAACAUGCAGAUGCAGAUCUUCUUUGGCGGAUUUCGUUUUCACACGCAGAACGGAAGCUGAUUCACCACGCAGAUUACACAGACAAAGGCGUUCGAAAGACAAUCUUUAAAAUUCUGAAGAAAUUAAAGGAAGACAUAAAAACCGAUUCUCCGAAAAUCGAGAAGUUCUGCAGCUACCACCUUAAAAUGUUCAUGUUAGGGUUUUUCGAUAGACACCAAGACUUCUCGGAGAAAAAUGAGCAGCAUUUGUUUAAUCAAAGUAUCAAAGAACUUGUGAAAUGUCUGCAGGAAGGAGAAAUACGGAACUAUUUUAUUCCAAACGACAAUAUUUUGAAAUAUGUACCGAAAGAUGAAAAAGAUCUCAUUGCACGAAAACUUGAAGAAUACAUUUAGAUUGACUGGUCAGGAAGUGUUAAGGAUGACCAUAUUGAGUGUAAAGUGAAAUUUAUGUUUUUACUUUUUUAAUUUUAAGUCAUCAUAUUUGCAUACUAUUCUAAACAACCGUUUGAUGGUUGUGAAAUGCCAUAUAUCUUCAAUGAAGUGCAUUUAUAAACAUUUAAUAGAGAAAGCUGAAUUUUACGCUUUAUUGAUUUAUGCUAGUACAUGACAGUUGUGAUAUAAUUAGAUAUACAACUGUAGCUUUGUAAAUUUUAAAUGUUCCUGUUAUAAGGCAUGUAAAAAUAUAAUUGUAGUUGUAUGCUUUCAAUGACUGUAUAUAUAUAUUUUUUUUUUUACACUUUUUUAAAAUCAAAUUGUGUUUUUAAAUUUUAUUUUAUCUUUAUUUUGUAUUUUUUUUUUAUUUAUUGUGUGUGUGUGUUUUAUUGAAGCACUGUGUAUAACAUUGUUUACUUAUAUACGUAGUAAAAUAAUUCUUUUCUCGCAUUAAGAUUAGGUUGCAAAAAAUACUUUUAAUCUAUGAUACGAUGAUACUAUAGCAGUUGUUUCCAAGUUUUGUGUAUGUAGAUUAUCGGUAUUGAAAAAGGAUGUUUCUUAAAUUUUUAGCACCGACUUUCGUGCAUUCACAGGGCUGGAAACAAUUUUCUCUUUGUCGAUGAGUUUUAUUAGGUUAUGAAGUAGCUUUUUUAGUGUCUGAAUAAGUGUAUUUAUUAAUGUACUAUAGUAUUUCCUCCUUAUAUCUUUUAUGUCGCGCAAUGAAUACUCUCAGGGCAUGUUUUUUUCAUACGUUCUAGCUGUACUCAUUUUUGUCCGUUAGCGUAAUGCAUUUAUAGCUCAAUUUCAAAUACACUGGGAAUAUUUAA